Messenger RNA from Chilo suppressalis (striped riceborer), 1118 nucleotides. The record is from the annotation of a GenBank genome assembly. Lineage: Eukaryota; Metazoa; Arthropoda; Insecta; Lepidoptera; Crambidae.
CUAUUGUAGUCCACAAAUUUUAAAUUUCUUAGGAAACUAUAAUCCCUUUCAAAUUUAUUUAUACCACGGUUAAAGUGAAGUACGUACUAUGGGUUGCGACGGCGGUACUAUCCCCCGAAGAGAUGAACUCGUGAGACUUAAAAAAAAGCCAGAGCAGAAAGAUAAAGAUGCAGAACGUUCUUUCAAAUGGCGCAACUGUGCUUUGUCCCAGCAACCAUUACAAGAGCCAGUAGUGGCGUGUGGACUCGGUCGCCUCUACAGCAAAAGUUCAGUACUGGAAGCUUUAUUAGACAAAGAUUCCAAACCUGAAUCAAUCAACCACAUCAAAAACCUCAAGGAUCUCAAGGACCUAAAGCUUGUGAAGAAUCCAGCUUACGUUGCAUCAGAACACACAGAAGGCACAGUUGGUGAUGGUAGUGCACCCUACAUCUGCCCCAUUAGUGGCCUGGAGAUGACUGGAAAGUUUCGUUUCAUAUUCCUGUGGAGUUGUGGCUGUGUUCUUGCUGAAAGGGCACUAAGAGAAGUUAAACAGAAUAUUUGUCACAUGUGUCAACAACCUUUCACAGACAAUGAUGUUGUUGUCCUUAAUGGUACAGAUGAAGAUUUAGAAAAGCUCAGAGAGAAGAUGACAAUUAGGGUUGCAACCCGAAAGAGUGGUAAGAAAUCCAAGGUAAAUAAGUCAGAAAAAGCUGAAAUUGAGAUAUCAAAUACAGAGGCUCCGUCAACUUCUGCCAGUGAACCUUCAACAUCUGGUAUUAAAACUGAGAAAGAUAUAAAGCAAGAAGCUGAGCCGGAAGCAGGGCCCAGUCAAGCCACCAAGCAUGAAAUUGAUACCAUUCCACUAUCAUUACCCAAGUAUAACCCAAAUAAACAGACUCGCGGACACUUUGGUUCAAGUAAAAGAGCACACCCGACACAACUCAUUGAAGACCCAUCUUAUAAGAAAACUAAGAAAGAUUACAGUAUAGCUAAAGACCCACAAUCAAGUGAAGUGUACAAAUCAUUAUUUACUUCUCAUAAGAAUGACAAAGAUCAGCAGAGAGCUCACUGGGUCACAUAUAAUCCAUUUUACAACUGACAUGAUUGUAUUAGUUGAUUGUAAAUAAAUAAAUACACUG